AUGUCGGUCGAUGAGACGUCGGCUUUGCUCGAGAAGACGCGUGACGACGACGCGCGCGCGCGGUGGCGCCUCGGGCGGUGGACGGUGGUGGUGGGCGGCGCGUUCGCGGUGGUCGAGCUCGCGGCGGCGGCGCGCGAGGGCGGGCUGGGCGCGUGGCGAGGCGUGCGCGGGAAGCUGUUGCCGCGGACGCCGAGGAACAGUGAGCGCGCGGGCGCGGGCGGACCUCUGCGACGAGUGACGCUGUACGAUCACUGCAUGGACGAUGCGACGAAGCUGGAGGGGGUGAGGAGAGACUUUUGGACGACUGGACGCGAGGGCGCGCGGGUGGUGCGACAUAAUUUCGGCGCCGGCGAUUUCUUCUCGUACAAGAAGGGAAUCCCGCUGGAAAGGCGGAUGAUUGACGACGGCCUGUACGCGUGGACUUUGGAAACGCGUGACUUUGAUUGGGAAUACGGAUUUGCACUCGGAAAUGUGGCGGGAAAGCAGUAUUACGACAUCGGCUCUGUCGCGGAGCGUGCGCCGCUUGCGCGUGAGGACAAUUUUGGGUGCGUGCAGCGAUACGGCAAAUAUUUCAAUCGAGUUGUGACGAAUGAGAUCGAUCCAGUGAACAUUUCGUAUGUCUUUGGUUCGUGCUUGCGUGAGUGUCCGCCGGGGUACAAGGAUUACUCGAUGGUGCCAAAACCAGUGAGCGGAGAACUCCCGUCUAUCGCGACUGAUCCGACGGCGUCUGUGGAUUUGGGCGAUUCUCCGGACGCCCGUCUCGUCAUUCCUUCGUCCGUCAUGUUUCUGGCUGACACCAAGAAUAAGGAUGUAGGUAUAAACCCACAUCUCAGAACAGGUUUACAAAAAGACACCACAUUUGCCGAAUCAAAAAACGCCGUACGGUGGAUCGUGGGUGGUAUUGACUACUGGCGUAUGUAUCUGAAGAUGGCCAAGAUUGAAAUUUAUCUGGAAAACGGGCGUGCGAAAGUGCGCUUCAUCUCACAGACGCGUCACACCCUCGGUCCAAAUAAGGGUUACCCAUAUCGUUCGAAGGGCAACAAAGACUGGCGCGUGGGAGAUGCAUACGUCGAUGGUUGCACGAAUGUCUUUUGUGAUCCCAUGCAGUACGACUUGUCAACCCUGUACGGAGAUAGCGGCAACACAAAAAUGACGCAGUAUAUCAUCAAAUCCAUUCUGUACAGGUCUCUCAAAUUGGGCGACUCAGCACCCACUUUGCACCGUUUGACGACGGGCAUCCAGUCAGAGCCCAACUGCGCAGUGGAAGCGUGCACUUCGGCGCAGCGACAAUCGACUCACUUCCUCGAAGGUACCUGGUCAACGGGCGCUUAUAAAGAGAGAACGCUAUUUCCAGCGGGAAAAUGGGGACCAGACGUGGAUGUUCGUCGCUUGACCAUCACGUCUGGCGUGUUAUGUUCCACGGGCCAAAACAUGGGCCACUGCAUGUUUGCAAUAGCGCGAGCGUUCGACCCGGGAUCGAGCGGUUGGCAAGGAUACACCGGUCCCACGAGAACGCGAAAGCAAUACAUUCUCGCUUCUCUCGUGGGAGCUGGCUGGAAGCUCGCUCGAGUCGAAGUAUUCGUCGACGGCGGCGCGCUGAAGAUCAAGGCGCUCGACACCGUCCUCGACCACUACAGACUCGCCUCCGAUCACGACGCCGUCACGGGAGACGGUGUGCUGGCGGAUAUCUCGGCCAAGUAUCGGUUACCGGCGAAAACCGAUAAGUUGAUGCGGACCGGCGCUCUCGACAACUGGUUGAACACGAACGGGCAGAAGAUGGGCGUCGGCGGCGUCUAUUAUGAACUCGCCGGCUCCAUGGUUCCGUCCCUCGUCGGCCUCGACCAAGUCGUCCCGCUCGACGUCGAGAACCAACAGUGA
Molecule: messenger RNA, 1878 nt
Organism: Ostreococcus tauri
Lineage: Eukaryota; Viridiplantae; Chlorophyta; Mamiellophyceae; Mamiellales; Bathycoccaceae
Product: unnamed product
Exons: 1
Coding region: 1-1878 (625 amino acids)
Source: RefSeq, a predicted model, not a curated record